AUGGUGCUCAGAACAUCUGGCAGGAUUUGGACACCCAGCUACCUCCUGCUCUGCCAGAUGAGUUGCUUGGUUGGAUUAUGCUGCGCCGCUCCGGCCUGAACCCCACGCAGCGGCUUAACGUGCUUUCCGCCAUCCAGAACUCCCUGAAGGCGGAGGCUGUCGAGAGGGGACUUCGAGCAGCAGAAGAAGAGCUCAGGUUCAUGGAGCGCGAUUCUGGAAAAGGGCAUGGUGGUGGAAAAGGACGUGGAGGCCGCUCGUUCUGGGUGGAGCAGGACGGUCAGUGGGGCAUCUUGCUGAGCAGCGAAGACAUUUUUGAGGACAUCACCGACCAGGCGAGCAUCCACUGGGUUGAGGCUCCAUCUCAUGCGCCAGUGGAGGAAGCUUUCACAGCGGAACUUGCGGUGGACCCCUACAUCGAGCAGUUCUGGAAUCAUGAGGAUGACGGAGCCUACACCCUGUGGAAGCAAGACCCGAUGGACGGUGAGUACUACUUCCAGGACGGCAACGGUGUGUUUUGGUCCUGGAGUCAGUGGGAGACGGAGGCAGCCUGGUGGGCGGCCACCCCGGAGGAGCAGAAGCAACAGACCGACGCCGCCACCUUCUACCAGGACAAGCCGCGGACCUUUUCCCAGGCCCGGCAGCUCAUGGCAGCCAAAGGGGCCUCCCGAGGCUGCUAUGGCAAGGGCAAAGGCAGUGCUGGCAGCUACGACCACUUCUACUCCUUCGGCACCGGAAAAGGGACAGGCAAGACCUACGGCAAGGGCCACGUCUCCUUUGCGGACCAGGUCUUCUCUGUGGACGAAGUGGAAGUGGAUGAAGAUGAUUGGGUUAAUCCCAACUCUGCAGUUCGUCCUCUGUUUCCUCCUGGUGAACCUUAUCCAGAAACCGAGACCGAAGACGGGGACAGUGCAGUCGGGCCUGCCUCCCCAGCUCGUGGGGCUCCAGCAGGAACCCAGCCAGAUGGGGAGACCUUUGUGGUUGAGCCUGACUCUCCAGCCCGGAUGACUUUUCCCGGAGGUCACCCUGGUGGAGAGUCCAUCUCCCCCGCUCCUGCAGUCCCCGGGAUCAUCCUCAUGGCCAUUCAGCACCCAGACGUGGAAGGUUUCGGCGUUCUGGACACGGGUGCCACGGAGACAGUGGCUUCACUUGGCGCGGUCGAGAAGAUCUUGGAGGGCCGCCGCUUGAACGGGUUGAUCAAUGAGCCUGUGUCCGUGGUACCGCAGGAGAAGAAGUGCUUUCGUUUUGGCAAUGGGCAGAGGCAGUUCUCCGAGUCCUACAUGCUCCUGCCCCAGACGGUGGGUGGACAACUCUUUCACUUGGGUGUCUACACCUUGGACGCGGCGAUCAUUGACCUUGGUAAGAGCCUCAUUGUCAUGAAGGCGGUGGAUCCCUACCUGGUGAUUCCCCUCAUCCGAUCCACCACCGGUCAGCGGGACAUCCACGGCGUUCAACAGCUCAUCUAUGGCAACUUCCUCUGA
Messenger RNA from Effrenium voratum, 1478 nucleotides. The record is from the annotation of a GenBank genome assembly. NCBI's taxonomy places the organism in Eukaryota, Dinophyceae, Suessiales, Symbiodiniaceae.